AAAUCAUAUGGUGUGAGCUCCUCAAAAACUAAAUAUGUGUUUGUCAAUAUAUAGUUAACAAAAGAAAUGGACUUCUUUAAAAGAUUUCUCCCUAACUAUUUGGGAUCGGGAAGGAACGCCCAAAGCCCAAACGGCUUAACCGAGAAAGACGCUGCGCCUGUGACACCUGAAAAUAUGGCGACAGCCGAUAGAACUCUACAACUUCGUUCUCCGGACAAUAACCAUAACUAUGAUAAUGAUACAAUUAUGAUGGAGUCACAGCGCAAUGCAGAUGUGCAAAAUACAUUAAAUGUUCACAAUGCGAAUCAACAGGUGAACGUGCAAAUUUCUAAUGUAAGUUCAGUGCACUUGGGUUCCUCAAUUAACGUCAAUGUUGGUGGUACAGUGAGCUCGGAAAAAAAAAUUAGGAACGCCAUUGAGAAAAAAUUUAAUAAAAAAACUCGCACGAUUGACACUAUGAUGAAGUCCCGGGCUGAGCCUAGUCAUAAAAUGUUAGACACAGUAGCUACGCAUCUUGGAAGUGGCUGGAAGCAAGUCAUGCGACAUUUAGAGUUCUCGGAAGGACAGAUCUCACAGUCGGAGUUAGAUAAUCAAGUGCAUGGAACAAAGGAGAUAAUAUACCAACUGCUGUUAGAUUGGGUGAACAAUGCUGAUGACGAAAUAAGAACGUUGGGAUAUCUCACAAGUAUUCUCUGGAACUGUGGACAUCGCGAAUGUGUGUAUAGAAUGAGACAGACUUGGAGGGAAGAACUGGACUCACAAAAAUCUUGAAAGCUCACAUUAAAGACAAAAAAUAUUAUAUGUCGAAUUAUUUUGUACGCAUUUGUUAUUAUUUUAUAAGUUUUGUCCAUGUAAAUAUUCUCAAGUACACACUAUGCCAUUGUAGUAGUAUACAACAAACGAUAUGAAUGGAGCAAACGUACGUCGAAUGAUACGUUCGAAUUCAGCUUAAUAAAACAUAGAAUUGGCAGAAAAAUGUGUAAGAA
Stomoxys calcitrans (stable fly) is the source of this 986-nucleotide messenger RNA. It is a transcript of the gene imd, whose product is annotated as protein immune deficiency. The record is from RefSeq and is a predicted model, not a curated record. Gene Ontology annotation, biological process: signal transduction. Lineage: Eukaryota; Metazoa; Arthropoda; Insecta; Diptera; Muscidae. Bases 67 to 771 code for a protein of 234 amino acids. Gene Ontology annotation, molecular function: protein binding. The transcript has a single exon.